ACUCCGUAUCUCCCGUACCUCGAGGUAGCUCUGGUAGUUUUGUGCUUUGCACCACAGGCUCAAUCCGCCUGCCUUAUUAAACACAGCGACCGCUCCGUCUGACAGCCCUCCACAUCGCCGCCAUGCCUACCCAAACACAACCCCCGCAGCGCGGCCUCGUCAGCCGCUUCCUCUUCCUCGGCCUGCCUCUGAUCCUCACCGUCAUCACAAAGCGGUCGCCCUUCUUGACGCACACCAUGGCGCCCACCCAGGUCUGGGCCGACUCGCCCAUCGAGCUCGUCGCCACGCCUCAGUUCCAGACUCGCAAGACCGACAUGUUCACAGCCGGCGCCUCGCACAUGGCCCUCUUGCACAACUCUAUCCUGCGCGGCUACAACUCGAUCUACCUCCAGGCCCCGCACGUCCAGCCGGCCGACAAGGCCGACUUUGUCGGCUACUGCAAGACCUGGCACAAGUUUGUCACCUCGCACCACGACGACGAGGAGGCCACCCUCUUCACCAAGGUCGAGGAGCUCCUCGACGACAAGACCGUCUGGUCCGAGACCCACGCCGAGCACGAGGCCUUCCUGGCCGGCCUGGCGCAGUUCGGCCAGUACCUCGCGUCCGUCCAGAACCCGAGCACCGAUUUCUCCGGCGCCGAGCUGCAGAGGAUCAUGAAGACGUUUGAAAAGCCCUUUGGCGAGCACUUCCACUCCGAGAUCAGCACCAUCGCCGCGCUCGCAGACCACCCGAACGCCCCGGCGCCUGGGUCGCCCGAGGAGGCCGAGGCCGCAGUCACGUUCAAGACAUGGGGCAAGAGCACUGUCUCAAAAGCCGGAACGUGGGACGUCGUGCCGUUCUUCCUGCAGAACCUGGACGGCACCGCCGAGGAUGGCAUGUGGGCGAACUGGCCGCCCAUGCCGGCGCCUAUCCGGUGGGGGCUUGUGAAUAUCGGUGGAGUGUUCCAUGGCAACUGGUGGAAGUUUUCGAGUUGUGCCAACGGGAAGCCGAGGGAGCUUUAUGCUUUGCAGGGCGCCAAGUCGUAG
Molecule: messenger RNA, 1025 nt
Organism: Microdochium trichocladiopsis
Lineage: Eukaryota; Fungi; Ascomycota; Sordariomycetes; Xylariales; Microdochiaceae
Exons: 2
Coding region: 123-1025 (300 amino acids)
Source: RefSeq, a predicted model, not a curated record